AUGGAUCAAACAAAUUCCUCAAUCGGUUCCUCCUCUGAAUCGACAGAAAUUCAUAAAAAAACUCUUUUCUCUAUGUCAUUUCAGAGUGCAGGAGUCAAGAGACUAGAGAAAAGUGGUACAUUUGUUUCCGAGAAAAUAAAAAAACGCCGUGUAAACGUUGAUAUUAGGAACGAUGAGUUAGAACAUCAAGAACAAAUAUCCAAACGACAUGUGUGUGCUGCAGCUGUGAAGUAUGCUCCUACCACUGCCCGCGGCAUUAUUAGCGUUCGUUCGUUAACCGGUACUGUGUUUCCGACCCUCUUCUCUCCACAUAUAUAUUCCAGCCAGGAAACAAGCACAUUAGUUAUUCCACCACUGUCUAUUCCGGACUGGCACGAGCGAAUUCGGAUCCUUGCCGCACAACGACAAAAUAAGUCAAAUCAAGAAAAACAACCUGAAGUAAAUCAACCUGAAUCCACUCAAUCUACCGUUUCUUAUGGUUUAUCCUUAAUUAACGGGAAAAAGGAUAUACGUGUUGAAGAUGAAGAAGAUGUUCUUGAUUUAGAAGAGAAAGCUAACCAUGUUGAAAUCAAACUAUCACCACCCCCACCACAAGAUGAAGAUCAAAAAUUAAGACAGUUAGCAUUAAAUGAAUUAAUGAAAGCUCCAGAUUUUGAAGACUUGACAGAAGAUAGUCAGAAUAUUUUAGUGCUACCACAGAAGGAAAACAAUUAUACACAGGAAACAAAAGUCAACGCGGAUGAUGCUGAAUCGUUUCGACGUUUAAUUAAAGAUCAUCCAGAUGAAGAUAAAAUUGAUUAUGGACGAGUUCCUAUUCAGGAAUUUGGUGCUGCGUUACUAAGAGGCAUGGGUUGGAAACCAGGAAUGAAUAUAGGAAAAAAUCAAUCCAACAAGGCUGUAAAAUUAUACGAGCCACAGCAUCGACCUGCAUUAUUAGGUCUUGGUGCAUCAGUUCUUCCUACAUCUAAAACUCAGGAACGAAGGUUAGAAAUUCAAGUCUUAAAAAAGUCAAACAAACAAACCCACGAAGUUCCAGUGACAAUUAUUCCUCCGACCAAAAAUCCAGAAGUUCAACAAGCGAGAAAUCAGAAUCAAGUCGAUCUAGACGACAUAGAAAUAGACGUAGAAGUAGCAGCCGUGAUCGAACAAGUUCUGGCAGCCAUCGCAAAUCAGAAUCAAGUCGAUCUAGGCGACAUAGAAGUAACAGCCGUAAUCGAACAAGUUCUGGCAGCCAUCGCAGUAGUAAUAACAAGUUGGUUUAGAGUUUUGAAUGUAUAUGUUGUAAUAAUGGUGGAGUCUGCCAAUCGCGCGAGCAUGGCGAGCGAAGCGAGUCAUGAACACACGGCUGUGUUCGUUUAUUUUGGUACAUCCAAUCGGGUGGUGAAAUGUUCUAAUAGCGGAGCCGAGCCAAGAUCUUCGAAUAGAAUGGCCAGCCGAUCUCUUCGAAUGUCUUUAGCUGAAAAGCAAGGGAUUAUGUUCGUUUUGCAACCACAGUAA
Molecule: messenger RNA, 1497 nt
Organism: Ambispora leptoticha
Lineage: Eukaryota; Fungi; Glomeromycota; Glomeromycetes; Archaeosporales; Ambisporaceae
Source: the annotation of a GenBank genome assembly